Molecule: messenger RNA, 1618 nt
Organism: Drosophila bipectinata
Lineage: Eukaryota; Metazoa; Arthropoda; Insecta; Diptera; Drosophilidae
Gene: Tango4
Product: transport and golgi organization 4
Biological process (GO): mRNA splicing, via spliceosome
Cellular component (GO): catalytic step 2 spliceosome; precatalytic spliceosome; Prp19 complex
Molecular function (GO): protein binding
Source: RefSeq, a predicted model, not a curated record
GCAACGGUCACACUGACCUGUGUUUGCUUUUCCCAACAAGCCGCAUUUUUUUUAUAUUUUAGGAAAUAAACUAAGCAAUAGGUUAGCCGGCAAUGGAGGAUGUACAAAAACACAGCGUACACACGCUGAUCUUCCGCUCCCUGAAGCGCACCCACGACCUGUUCGUCUCCAACCAGGGAAACCUGGCGGAGAUCGAUGAGAAACUGGAGAAGCUACGGCGCUCGAUCAAGGCCAGGGAUAGCUACGGACUGGUCCUGGACAAGGCGGGAAAGAGCAGUGGGGAGUCCAGAAAGGCGGCAACUGACAAGCCACUGGCCAUUACAGAUGGCAGUGGUGCGGAUAUCGCAUCCAACGCCGCUGGUGGAGGCUCCGGCCAACUGACAAAAUUCAAUCCCAAUGGUAGGGGUGUGGAGAAGCCGGGAGCACCUAUGGCCAUCGGGCAGACCCACACAUCGCUGGUGCGCGCCUCACUGCCAAAUAAUGGCAGCGACAAGCCGGGCAAUGGAACCACCAACCUGCAGCUGAUACCCAAGAAGGCGCCGACCAUACCCAAGCCCAAGUGGCACGCCCCCUGGAAGCUGUCCCGCGUCAUCUCUGGCCAUUCGGGCUGGGUGCGUUGCAUCGCCGUGGAGCCGGGCAACGAGUGGUUCGCCACAGGAGCGGCGGACCGUGUCAUCAAGAUCUGGGACCUGGCCAGCGGCAAGCUGAAGCUCUCGCUCACCGGCCACGUCAGCACUGUGCGCGGCCUGGCGGUCAGCGCCAAGCAUCCGUACCUGUUCAGCUGCGGCGAGGAUCGGCAGGUCAAGUGCUGGGAUCUGGAGUACAACAAGGUCAUCCGUCACUACCACGGCCAUCUGUCGGCCGUCUACUCCCUGGCGCUCCAUCCCACUAUUGAUGUAUUGGCCACAUCCGGCCGCGACUCCACGGCCAGGAUAUGGGAUAUGCGGACCAAGGCCAACGUUCACACGCUGACGGGCCACACGAACACGGUGGCCAGUGUGGUGGCCCAGGCUACCAACCCCCAGAUCAUUACCGGCUCCCACGACUCCACGGUGCGCCUGUGGGACUUGGCCGCCGGCAAGAGCGUCUGCACGCUGACCAACCACAAGAAGUCUGUGCGCAGCAUCGUCCUGCAUCCGUCGCUCUACAUGUUCGCCUCCGCCUCGCCGGACAACAUCAAGCAGUGGCGCUGUCCGGAGGGCAACUUCGUCCAGAACAUCUCCGGCCACACCGCCAUCGUCAACUGCAUGGCGGCGAAUAAUGAUGGCGUCCUGGUCUCCGGCGGCGACAACGGCACCAUGUUCUUCUGGGACUGGCGCACCGGCUACAACUUCCAGCGCUUCCAGGCGCCCGUCCAGCCCGGCUCCAUGGACAGCGAGGCGGGCAUCUUUGCCAUGUGCUUCGACGAGUCCGGCAGCCGGCUGAUCACCGCCGAGGCCGACAAGACCAUCAAGGUGUACAAGGAGGACGACGAGGCCAGCGAGGAGUCGCAUCCAGUCAACUGGCGGCCCGAGUUGCUCAAACGCCGCAAAUUCUAGGCUCUAAUAGUACAUAAGGUUAGGGUUAUUUCCCACGAUUUUCCAAGCGACUUGAUUAAAGGAUAUUUUCAUGAAAAUUA